AAAAUAUCUUCAUUUUCGCUGACUCUAAACCAUGUCAGAAACAAAAGUUAUAUUGCACUGGCUCAAUCACUCCAGAGCUAACCGAGUACUCUGGCUCUUGGAAUUGUUGGAUGUCAACUACGAAGUCAAGGUCUACAAGAGAAACUCCAAGUUCAGAGCACCUAAAGAACUUGAGGCCAUUCAUCCCUUAGGAAAAUCCCCCGUGAUCGAGGUGAUUAAGCCCGGAAAGCAACCCGAAGUCAUUGCCGAGACCGGGUGUAUCAUUGAAUACUUGAUCAACAACUUUGACCAUUCGGAAAAGCUUGUUCCUUCCACCGACAAGGGAAAGGCGGAAGUCAACUACUAUUUACAUUACACGGAGGGGACGUUGCAGGCGGUUUUGACGUCGUUUAUGGUGCUCUACAGUGCCCGUAAUUUUGCUCCUUUUGGAAUCGGAGCCUUGGUAGGAGCUGUGACUUCACAGGUCAAUAAGGCGUACUUUGGCACAGAGGUAAUCAAGAACCUCAAUUACUUGGAGAACAUCGCCAAGGGGCACGACGGAGGCUACUUUGUAGAUGGAAAGUUGACGGGGGCUGAUGUCAUUUUGAGUUUCCCGAUUGCCGAGUUGGUGAUGGGAAAUCAGCGAGAUGGGCUUUUUGAAAAGAGUCCUCAGGAGCUUUUUCCCUACUUGAAUAAGUGGUCGAAGCUUGUGCUUGCAGACCCAGCUUAUAAGCGGGCCAUCGAAACCAUUGAUGAAAAGUCCAAAUUGUAGAUUCAAUCUGCUGGACUUUGUGCAUCAGGAAUGCACCCCUAGUUUACAUAGCUAUGCAUGUAUGGUUAGCCUGAUGGCAUGAGAACAUAUAAUUCGUAUAUGCAGAUGCUUGCAUAUGCUUAGCUUGGCCUGAAUCCAAAACACAAACAAGAAUAGUCGUACCCCAGUUUUUAGCUAAACGGCAGAGGGACCUACGCCAAAAAGCGAGGUGUUGCCUAAUUAGGAAAUGUUAUUAAACUUCAAGUCUCCACAUUUGGUCAAUACCAGCAACACCCAUCGAUGAGGGGCUAUAUAUAUCUGAGCUGAUCUCCUUUGGAUUUUCCCACUAUUGUAGACUUCAGAUCCUCUACUCAUAAACAUGGCAGACCACGGAGAUAAGUUUUUGGUCCAUUGGCUUGAUCAGUCCCGAGCUCACAGAAUCGUAUUUAUGCUUGAACUCUUAGGUUUAGACUACGAUGUGGAAGUAUAUUUAAGACAUCACGACACCUGGAGAGGCCCAUCCGAGCUCUUCCAAGUUCAUCCCUCGGGUAAAGCACCCAUCCUAGAGGUGUUUUUUGCUGAUGGAAGACCUUCAUUGAAGUUGGCAGAAUCAGGGCUAAUCAUGCAAUACUUACUCAAAAAUUAUGAUCCACACAAUAUCUUGAAUCCCACUACAGAAGUUGAUAAACUCCGGGUCGACUACUAUCUCCACUACUCAGAAGGAACCUUCCAACACAUUUUGCUCACGAUGUUGAUAAACAGUGUGGCUAAGUCCAUUGCUCCAAUUGGCUUCAAGAGCUUGGCCAAAAUGGUCACCAAGGGUUUAAACAACGGUUACUAUAUUCACGAAUGGAAAUUGAAUAUGGAGUUUUUGGAACGGCAGUUGGAUAACGAACAUACCGGAUACUUUGUGGGGAAUAAGUUAACUGCUGCAGAUGUGAUGUUGACAUUUCCUGUUUACGAAAACAUCUUUGAUAAUGAGAAUGGGAUUCGUGAAGUGACAGGCGAAAAGAUCGAUUUGUUUAAGACUUACCCACAUUUGGCGGCCUGGAGUGAUAGAAUUGCAAAACACCCUAUCUAUAUCAAGGUCACCGAUAUGAUGGACGACAAGGUGAAUGAGUUUAUUUCUCAACUGCAACAGGUUGGAAAAAAGAGACAUUAGUUGAGAGUAGAUGUGGUUAAUGAUAUAAUGUAUUUUAAUUGUGAGCGUGGACUGAGCAGUUGAGCAGGACUUUUGAUAUGUAUUGUACAGUGAGGGUUACAACCUCUAAGUAUCUCCUUAAUAUACCUUCUCCAUACCCUCCAUACUAUAGUCGAUCCAGCUGCCCAUACAGUUCUGGUCAUUAAGAUGUUUCCACCUGCUGAACGUUCCUAUUUUGCAGUUCUUGGUGCUGUCAGAGUUAGGACAAUUAAGGUACGGAUCAUGAAAAUACCCUAUGUCUCUAAACCAAUGAAUUUUGGACUUAUCUGCAAACAAAGCUAACCCCAUAGAGUGGACCGGGGCAUCUCCCCAUCGUUCAUAGUAAAACCCACCCGACUGGUCUAGGUGUUGGAACCACUUAUUGUACGCUUCACCUCUGAAAAAGUCCAUAUCACCAAUCUCAAAGUUGGACCAGAAAUGGCAUGUAGAGUAACCUCCUGUAUUUGCGUUUUUCUUGGGGUUCUGUUGGUUUUCAAGAAGCCAUUGGAAAGCUCCGUUCUCAUUCACGUACUUGAAGUUGUCAUCUUCAUUCAAGUACUUGAGGGUCUCCGGCCAUAACGUUGUCAAUGUUUCGUCAAUAUCGUACAAGUUAACGGUGAACCCGUAUACCUUUCCAGUUCCUUGGAGAUACUUAAAGAUAUCAUAACGGAUAUCGCUGUAAAACUUGACGUCAGGCUCAAUUCUCCAGUAGUACUUAUACUUCUGCAACUCAGGAACAUUAUAGAAAUUCCCCAGGUAAAACCGACACAUAUUGUGAUACGAGGGCUUCAUUGCGUACGCCACAUUGUGUCGUGCCAAUGCAAGCAUCAUCAGUUUUUCUUUUUCUGAAUCUAUAAAUGAUGGUUUGUCCCAUAAUUGACGAGGAAUCUCCACAAACUCCAUCGGAGCAUCGGAAAACUUCCUCAUCUUUGCCUUGAAUUUAUCAGAAAAUGGAGCAUCAUUUAUGAAUGUGUAUGGAUACUUGAACUUGCCAUUGAAGCUCUUUUCAAAUUUUUGGAUAGACCUUCCAAUCCCCAGAACUUCACUAUUUCUAACCAAAGCAAUUAUGGUGGCAUUGGCCCUUUGAUAGCUGUUGAUUUUUUCGGGAUCAGGAGGCCUUAUGGUCUCUAUAUCCAUGUCUUUGGGCUCUGUGAUCUUGUUUUUGAACAUCUCUUGGUACACAUAAUCGUUAUCCUGCAAAAUCUUUUCUGGAGAACCGGACUUCGCUUUGGGGUUGAUAAACUUAAACUGGACAUUUCCUGGCUCCAACACAUACCCGGACCCUUCUAGUCCAGGUGUGGAUAUUUUUGCAGGUUUGUAACCUUCCUUGUUGAAAUAACCCAGUAUUUCUUUCCAGUUAGUAGUGUUGCUAUAGUCGAUUUUGGAGAGGUUCCAGAAAUACUCCAUAAGCACGAUCGCUACCACCAAAUUAAACAACACGAUUAUCACGAGGGCAAUUUUUGAUAGCUUUAGGUUCAAGGCAGAUAUCAUUAGCAUCUUACACGUGUCUUAGUAUUUUAAAUUCGUUAAACAUGCCAAAGCCAUCAAAUCCUCGCU
Messenger RNA from Yamadazyma tenuis ATCC 10573, 3467 nucleotides. The record is from RefSeq and is a predicted model, not a curated record. NCBI's taxonomy places the organism in Eukaryota, Fungi, Ascomycota, Pichiomycetes, Serinales, Debaryomycetaceae.